AUGACCGAGCUUCUGAGCUCUGGUCCGUAUAAAAUGCUAAAGAAAGACCCCACAGAUCGAAUGUGUCGCAAACUGACCAGUACGUUACUGGCACUAAAGAAAGACAAAGUUCUAGAUGAGGCUACAUACAAAAAGAUAAAGCCCAUACAGAAACAGCCACCUAGAAUAUACGGGUUGCCCAAAAUACACAAACCCGGGAUACCUCUCAGACCAAUAGUUUCAUGCAUAGGUUCUUUUGCCUAUAACCUAUCAAAGUACCUGGCGGACAUCCUGUCCCCUCUCACUAACUGCUCAGAACACACGGUUACCAACUCCAGUGAAUUCGCUGAAUUCACAUCGGAGCAGACAAUUAACGAACAAGAAUCCAUGAUCUCUUUUGAUGUAGUCUCCCUCUUCACUAACGUACCGAUAGAGGGCGCAUGCAGUACGGCCCUGCAACGCAUGCAAUCCGACCCCACAUUAUCAGAACGUACCACACUUAUGCCUGAACAAAUAGCCGAACUCCUCGAGUUCGUCCUCAGAUCCACAUAUUUUCUGUACAGAGGCUCUUUCUAUGAGCAAACAGAAGGAGCAGCAAUGGGUAGCCCAGUCUCAGCGGUUGUGGCUAACCUAUAUAUGGAAGGAUUUGAACAGAACGCUUUGCCCAAGUGUCCUUCCACAUGCCGCCCGCGGGUGUGGAAGAGAUACGUCGAUGACACUUUCAUAAUUGUAAAUAAUUCCGAAGCAGACAGCCUACUCGCAUACAUGAACAGCCAGCAACCGUCCAUCCAGUUCACUCUGGAGACUGAACAAGGAGGGAAAUUAGCAUUCCUUGAUACGCUAGUCCAAAGACACGAGGGCGGGAAACUUUCCACCUCUGUCUACCGCAAGCCCACUCAUACAGACCAAUACGGAGUGGCUUAUACCAUAUGA
Molecule: messenger RNA, 912 nt
Organism: Lytechinus variegatus (green sea urchin)
Lineage: Eukaryota; Metazoa; Echinodermata; Echinoidea; Temnopleuroida; Toxopneustidae
Exons: 1
Coding region: 1-912 (303 amino acids)
Source: RefSeq, a predicted model, not a curated record